Seriola dumerili (greater amberjack) is the source of this 4803-nucleotide messenger RNA. It is a transcript of the gene nfatc3a, whose product is annotated as nuclear factor of activated T-cells, cytoplasmic 3-like. The transcript has 10 exons. NCBI's taxonomy places the organism in Eukaryota, Metazoa, Chordata, Actinopteri, Carangiformes, Carangidae. Gene Ontology annotation, molecular function: transcription factor binding; RNA polymerase II cis-regulatory region sequence-specific DNA binding; DNA-binding transcription factor activity, RNA polymerase II-specific. The record is from RefSeq and is a predicted model, not a curated record. Gene Ontology annotation, cellular component: transcription regulator complex. Bases 381 to 3671 code for a protein of 1096 amino acids. Gene Ontology annotation, biological process: cytokine production; calcineurin-NFAT signaling cascade; regulation of transcription by RNA polymerase II.
ACAAUUGUAGGGAUAAUUUAUCUGCUUUUGUAGCGAAGAUUAAACUAGAGAGCACUUCUUUGUUGUUGAACAGGUCGGGAGACAGAGAGAAACAGCGAGAUAAGGAGAGGCAGAGGCGGCAGGCGACUUUCUCUGAAGUUGAAGCCAGAAUUUCGGUCGUUAACUGCCAGAGGAAGCGGAGCCAGCGACCUGUAUUUUGGAUUAGUGAAACGAGGGGGAAACACGGGUUCGUGUGUGGCCAAAAGAUCACCAGUUAAAUGAACAAAAGUUGAAGUUCGGCGUCGUGGCAGUCGGUAAAUGUUGUGGCAUUUUAGGAGAGCAUAAAUUGCUCCAGCGGUCGACGGUCGAGUGGCGGGGUAAAACCCGAGCUGUCAAACCCGAUGACUACUGCAAACUGCCCCGGGAAUGAGGAGCUGGACUUCAGACUGAUCUUCGGAGAGGACGGGCAGCAGCAGCCGUUAGGCCCCGCAGAUCUGGAGCCUGAUGACAACACAUCAUUCUACAUCCUAAAUGUGGGCCAGCCCCAGGCUAUGGUCACUAAUCACCAGUCUAUUGGCUUGCCUCGUCAUGGCAUGCAGUCUCACUCCCAGGUCAUCAACACUUCCCAACGCCUUCAAUCACAGAAACCAGGAUCUGAGCCUCCAAGCUAUGAGCCACAAGACUCCAAGUAUGGCACCUCCCCUCUACUGCCCUCUGCUCCUGUGGAGGCACCAAAGGCCUUUGAGUGCCCCAGUAUCCAAAUCACCUCUAUCUCCCCUAGCUGCCAGCAGGAGAUGGAUGCCAAUGAGGAGGAUCUGAGGGCCAAUGGCCCUGAUGGGGACUACCAUGGUGACAGGCCCCUGUCCAGAGACCACCUGUAUUUGCGGCUAGACCACUCAUACCGGGACUCUUCACUCAGCCCCAGCCCAUGCAGCAGCCUCUCCUCUAGGAGCUGGUUCUCUGAUGCCUCCUCAUGUGAAUCAUUCUCACACGUCUAUGAUGAUGUUGACUCCGAGUUGAAUGAAGCAGCUGCCCGGUUUACCUUAGGCUCCCCCCUUACUUCCCCAGGCUGUGCCUCCCCUCAAACUGGUGGUGGAGUUCUGGAGGAGCAGCCCCAUUGGCAGCACCACCACCCCGCCUUUGUGCACCACUCCCACUCUGUCAGCCUGUCACCACGACAGUCCCCCUGCCACUCGCCACGCACCAGUGUCACUGACGAAAAUUGGCUUAGCCCUCGGCCACCUUCCAGGCCUUCCUCACGUCCCACGUCACCAUGUGGGAAGAGGCGUCACUCUAGCGCCGACAUCUGCUAUCCCGGCUCAUUGUCUCCACAUCACUCACCCACACCCACGCCAGGACCUUCACCUAGGGGCAGCGUUACGGAGGACACCUGGGUUGGCAGUCCCUCUGUAGGCAUGUCGCCCUUCCAGUGCUGCCCAUCUGAGGCAGACAUCCCAUCCAAGACAAGGAAGACCUCACAGGACAGAACAGCUAUGCAGUCUGGGAAAGGGGAGCUAGGGCUAGAUGACCAAGGAAAUAUGUCACCUAAUCUAGACUCUCCCUCAGAUGAGGCCAUGCACAGCCUGAAGAAGGAUGGGCCUGGGGAACAGUUCCUCUCAGUCCCCUCCCACUUCUCAUGGAAUAAACCCAAGCCCGGUCAUACACCUAUAUUCAGGACCUCCUCACUGCCUCCUUUAGAUUGGCUGCUGCCAAGCCAGUUUGGCCAAUAUGAAUUGAAGAUAGAGGUGCAACCCAAAGCCCACCACCGAGCGCACUAUGAGACAGAGGGCAGCCGAGGAGCCGUCAAAGCAGCAUCUGGUGGCCACCCAAUCGUGAAGCUCAUUGGCUACAGUGAGAAGCCUGUCAACCUGCAGAUGUUCAUCGGAACAGCAGACGACCGUUACUUGAGGCCGCACGCCUUCUACCAGGUGCACCGGAUCACCGGGAAAACCGUAGCCACAGCCAGCCAAGAAAUUAUGGUCUCAAGCACCAAAGUUCUCGAAAUUCCUCUCCUGACCGAAAACAACAUGUCAGCCAGUAUCGACUGUGCUGGCAUCCUUAAGCUGCGGAACUCAGACAUUGAGCUGCGGAAGGGGGAGACGGAUAUAGGAAGAAAGAACACACGGGUCCGUGUGGUGUUCAGAGUGCACAUCCCUCAACCCAACGGGAAGGUGCUGUCACUGCAGGCUGCCUCCAUUCCUGUGGAGUGCUCCCAGCGUUCAGCUCAAGAGCUGCCCCAGGUUGAGAAAUCCAGCCUGACCAGCUGUCUGGUCAGCGGGGGAGAAGAGAUGGUGAUCACAGGCUCCAACUUCUUCCCGGAGUCCAAGGUCAUCUUCCUGGAGAAAGGCCCUGAUGGACGGCCACAAUGGGAAGUUGAGGCAAAAAUAAUACGUGAGAAAACUCAAGGAUCGUGCAUCGUGGUAGAUGUUCCUCCCUACCACAGUAAGACUGUGGGCUCAGCUGUGCAGGUGCAGUUUUAUGUCUGCAAUGGCAAGCGGAAAAGGAGCCAAUCACAACGCUUCACUUACCUUUCAGUCAUGGUGAAACAGGAGCACAGAGACGAGCUGGACCUUCCUGCAGUACCCCCUAUGUCCAUGCCCCUGGCACAUGCUACCAGUCUGGUGCGCACCCAGCUGCCUUCUCCUGAGCAGGGCCACCCAUCGGACAACCUUCUGUCCAGCUCCCCUCACGGCCUGGCCACGGGCUCUGGACCUGGCCUGCUACCCCUGCAGGCCACCUGCCCCUCCCUGGGCUCCCCGUCUUUCCAGCACCUGCCUCACCUCCAGAGUCGCAGUUUGCACCACCCCCCUGCAGAUUGCCACAUGACGUUCCACCCGAGCUCUGCUCCUGCUCCUCUUUCUGCUCCUCCCCGGCCCUCUUACCAGCCUAUGCAGCACAGCCACAGUCAUGGUCAUAGCCUGCCCUUCAAUGGCCAGUCCAGCCUUCCUCCUCAGGGCUAUGAGAGGAUGCCCUUUCAGCAGAGCCCCAGUGCAGCAUCACACCCAAUGGGUAUGGGGAUGGUGUACUCCCCCUCCCCUUGCUCCUCACCAUCAGCUCCCUCCUCUUCAAGCACCAAUCCCAUUGCUGGGUCUCCCCAGAGCCAGCAACCCCUGCUCUCCCCCUCGUCCCCACACCUCCAAACACUUGGAGGCUAUCACUGCUCUCCAAAUCCCACCCAGGUUCCCUCUUCCAGUGGUCACCCCCUUGUAGGGCAACACUCCUCCCAGCUGCAGAGGGCCAUGGGCUACCACCCAGUAAGUCAAAGGUCAGCCUCUUGCCCCACACCGUCCAGUGCUCCUCCACCACGGAUGAUCCCCUCUCCGCACUCUGGGCCUUCCUCCCCUCAGCUCCACUCGCUGCCCUACCAGUCUCCCACCUCCUCCUCCCCUACUUCAGGCGGCAGUCCUCUGGGGCCCCUUCAACAGCAGCCUUCUCCCCAAGCUACAAGUCCAGUCAUGGCCAGUCUCUCCCCAGCAGCAGGCCCUCUGGUUCACCCUCUAAGCCCUCAGGGGCCCUUCCCUUUGGACGGGGAGAGGCUGAACAUCAAGCAGGAGCCCGAGGACAGAGAGCCCACUUUCCGCUCUAUCGGCCUGCAGGACAUCACGCUGGACGAUGUGAAUGAAAUCAUCGGCAGAGACAUGUCCCAGUCCCCCAGCGCCCACGGUCCUCCUUCAGCACACAGCCAGUCAUAGCCCUCAGGCCCCCAGCUCGGCCUUUUGGCUCAUGAACCAUCCCCUCCAGCACUUAACCCCGCAGCCCCACAGCUCUAACAUGGACCCUGCUCCUGGCCAAGGUCCUGGUCCUGUGUGCGAUGGGACAAGAGAACAGAAGGAGACAAGACUUUGGUCAAAGACAGAAAACGGUUGGAGAACUUGUUAAAGCCUCAUGGGCCUGCUAGACCACCAGCCUGACAAGAAGACACUCUCAUUUGUCUCAUCUGAUUUCAUUUAAAACGAUACAGUUUAGAGAUAUAGACAAAGAACUCACAACUCAGAUUAAACAGAAAGGUGAGCAGGAGAAUGCAGCCAUGUCGAUUUACACUGAGGGUGAAAUGGUUGGAGAAUUAUGUGGAGCAGUGACAAGAAACAGGCUUUUUCUUCACACGUCCACUGCUCAGAGCUGUCGUUAGUUCUCAGAUGUCAAAAUGUGACCCCCAUCCCUCUUCAUUAGGUGUGUGCCUGACCCUUCAAAGCACCGCUGUGUUCUUGACCAAUCAGCUCUCUGUGAGUUCAGAGCACUCACUUUCCAGUACGUCUCGUCGUCCCUCCCUCACCAGCAUUGACCUUCAUGAAUGAAGACGUCUUGAGACAUGAAAAAAUAAGAGAGAUUCAGGAGUGCAGUGUUGUCACAGCAAGCCAGAGCUGGGAUUCAGAAGGCUGAAGUGAAAGAGUUUCUCAGACAGCGUUUUUAUACUCUUCAGUGUACUGCAACUCCCAGGAUGCCACACAGUAUUCUGGGUUUGCCUGAGUGAAAGUGAGGAACGACGUGAGAUGAUGUGGCAAAACUAAUCACCUUUGGAAGUUGGGCAUUAUAGACCUGACAAAUGAAUCAUUAGCUAUGAAAUCUGUUCACCAAAUCCAAAUCAAACCAAACUGUCAGGCUAUGUAAAGAAAGGCUCAUGGCUUAGUGAUGACAACACUGUCCACUCCUUUUUUCCCCCUCCCUUUUAAAUAAUAAAACCAUUCAGGUCUCAAUUGCAGGGGUCUGGCAGAGAGGAGCGAGCUCCUCUGACGCUGGUCUGGGAUCUGCAACCUGCAACAUUCCACAACUUGUAGAAACCUUGCAGCCAUGUAGAUAUCUGUACAUGACCCCCCCCCCCCCCCC